Messenger RNA from Arabidopsis thaliana (thale cress), 1995 nucleotides. RefSeq lists its product as uncharacterized. The record is from RefSeq and is marked reviewed. The transcript is spliced from 2 exons. Lineage: Eukaryota; Viridiplantae; Streptophyta; Magnoliopsida; Brassicales; Brassicaceae. Bases 486 to 629 code for a protein of 47 amino acids.
CAAUUUUCGUUCAACUCCAUGACACAAUGGUUUUGACCUUAUAGAUUUAUUUUUUCUUAAAAGAAAAUAUAUUACUGCAGAUCUGAUGAUAAAUUUCUAAACCGUAAACUUUAUACAUUUUCAUUUCAUAGCUCGAGACUGUAAAUAGAGUAUAUAUAUAGUCUAUACAAUAGCUAUCAGAUUUUUUCUUUUAAGUUCCUGAUUUAUUCAUACUUUUUCAUAUAACGAUUCCUAAACUUAGAUUCAACAUCACUGAGAACUUCACGUGAGAAUAAAUAUUUAUUUUCUUUUCUCACUAUAUAAAUAAUUAUUUUCUACAACUUUUAAUAUUAACCUUACAAAAAAGCGUGUGCUGUUGAUUAUUCUUGAGAAUCUAGGUAUACCUGAAAAUGCUAUAAAUUCAGAGGCAGUACAUGAGCUCUAUAACUGCAACCAACACCAAAAAUCUUCUACUAAAUCAGAAACACACAAAACCCUAGUUAAAAAUGGCAGUGGUGAGUCACAACAACGCAGAAGGCAGGCUAUACGAAUCAACUCAGACUUGGCCAAUUGCUUACUUACAAAUUGGUGGCCAAGAGAACGGAGGAGACGAUGACGACGAUGACUGUGACGUUGCACCGGCGGCUUGAUCAUUUGCAUAUUAUCGUAUGCUACUAUAAACUUAAAAUAACAGUCAUUUAAUUAAGUAGUAAUUGUGCUUCUUGACAUAGAACCACACACACACAUGUAGCUGAAGUUGUAGAUCGUGCCUGUAUUUAUCCAUGUCGCAAACAGGCUUUUAUUACUAGAUAAACAACAUUUUUGACUUUCGAGUGUUGAGAGACUAGCUAGCUUUAAGUAACAAUAUAAUGUAUCGUGUGACUAUAUUAAUGAAAUAAUAUUACAUUAUGUACCCAAGAUUUGUGGUUAUAGUAUGAUCAACACUAUAUAAUUCUCAUAUCCAUUUAUCUUUCUUUUGGCUUUUUUGUUUUCCUUUUUCGAAUUAUAUUAGCUGGAAAUUUUAAAUUUUGUACAGACACAUUGUUUGUUCUCAUCUUCCUUUGCUCAGCCUUUUGUGGUCUCUACCGCUUAGGACCACUUACUGCAAAUCUAGAAAAUUAAAAUAUAUGACUAGCUAAAAUGUGAGGUAUAUUGAGAAGUGAGUUCUUAAAACUACUUGGACUUGUCUACUUAGAAUUUGAGACAUUAUAAGUACAAUUGAUGUUAAUCUAAAAGUGUAGAACAUUGUUAAUUUCUUGAACAGCUGUUAGCCAACAAUGACGGACGAUACGAUCAUUGAUCGAAGAGGCGAUUUUGUUUCACAUCGAUCAGUGGAUCUCUUGGCGAAGUACAUGACCAACCACCAGAUGAUCAGAAGCAUUCAACACCUCUCUAUUUAUCCCAAUUUUGUUGCAUAGCAUAACAAGGUGAAAGAGAAAACAUGUUACACAACCGAAGAUGGAAAUGCAAUGAGAGGGAAUUUGCGGCAAACAUCGAUACCAAUGGCUUCAGUUAGAUCAGGUUGAUCCCCAUUUGGUCCAGCCUCUACCCUCCAGUCAAAUCGGCCUACAAGGUUGGCCACUGUCACCUCUGCCAGACCCAAAGCAAGAUUUAUCCCGGGGCAUAUCCUUCUCCCUGAUCCGAAUGGGAUGUAGUUCAGAUUUUUUCCGUGAUAAUCUAAACCUGAAUCUAAGUGUCUCUCCGGUUUGAAUUCUUCAGCAUCCGGUCCCCAUAUCGCAGUGUCUCGUUGGAUCGCCCAAGCAUUGAUUAUCACCUAGACAUGGUUCCAAUACAAUUUAACCGAAAUCAUUAGCUAUGUAUGUAUCAACAGGAUGGUAAAUAAUUUUUAAGAUUUAUAGCUAAUACCCUUUUUUAAGUAACCAAAUUUGGCAAACAUAUUUUUUUACUGUAUAACCAUGACUAAUUAAGAGGUAUAUAUGUAAAGUUAUGUGUGAACUGCUAGGGUAAAUUCUUGCAAAUGAUAAUUAACCGUGAUAAAAAUAAUUUUGAAAUUAU